GAAUGCGUUAGGGCUAUGAAAACAUGCGAGGCUGACUAGGCAGACAAACCCCACCCCAAGCACGCGAGCCCGACUCCCCCAGAGAAAGACGGCUGCAAACGCCGCCGGCGACGAACCCAGGCGGCCGGGGUGCCUAGCUCGCCGGUUCUUUACGCCUUCUCCUCCCAAUUCCUUGGGAUCAACGCCCUACAAGUACACGGCGAGGCUUGCCCCCCUUCGGCUGCCACUCCGUCCGUCCUACUCUGCCCGCCGCCGGCGCCAUGCUGUACAUCGUGGGCCUCGGCCUCGGCGACGAGCGCGACAUCACGGUGCGGGGGCUCGACGCCGUCCGCAGCUGCUCCAAGAUAUACAUGGAGGCAUACACUUCCCUCCUCUCCCUCGGCCUCGACCCGGCCGCGCUUGCCAACCUGGAGAAGCUGUACGGGAAGGAGAUAACGGUCGCCGAUCGAGAGAUGGUGGAGGAGCGCGUCGACCAGGUGCUAAGCGAGGCUGCCGACACUGACGUCGCCUUCCUUGUUGUUGGCGACCCGUUCGGGGCAACUACACAUACUGAUCUGGUUGUUCGUGCCAAGAAAAUGGGGGUAGAGGUGAAGGUGAUCCACAACGCAUCUGUCAUGAAUGCAAUUGGAGUUUGUGGGCUGCAACUUUACCGCUAUGGAGAGACUAUCUCAAUACCAUUUUUCACAGACGAAUGGAGACCAGAUAGUUUCUAUGAGAAGAUUCAGAACAAUCGCAAGCUUGGGCUGCACACACUUUGCCUGCUUGAUAUCCGUGUUAAGGAGCCAACAUGGGAAUCUUUAGCCAGAGGAAAGAAAGUCUAUGAACCACCAAGAUUCAUGACUGUAAACACUGCAAUAAGUCAGCUUUUUGAGGUGGAGGAAGCGCGUGGGGGAUCUGCAUAUGGCAGGGAUACAUUGUGCAUAGGAGUGGCGCGACUUGGAAGUGAUGAUCAGAAGAUCGUUGCUGGGCCUAUGGAGAAGCUACUAGAUGUUGAUUUUGGCCCACCCCUUCACUGCCUGAUCAUAGUGGGAGAGACUCAUCCUUUGGAAGAAGAGAUGCUAGAGUUUUACAUGAUCAAGUAGACACACACCCUACACUUUGUAAAAGUUCUUGUCAUGUGACUUUUCACAUCUUGUAUCGACUUAAGGUAAUAUUUAGACUUUUUAAGGGAAUAUUUAGACAUUUUUUCCCCUUGGUAGGCAAUGGUAUUGAGGCUUAGUGCAGUAUGCAAUUGGGUGUGUGUUCGCUGGUUUGAAAAGUCAUGGCUCAAAAUAUUACUUGCUGAUUUAUUAUGAGAGAAAAACAUUGGCAGAAAACACUCCUUGUGCAAAACAAAUCUGUGGUAAAAUGUACCAGUAGUUUACAUGUCC
Sorghum bicolor (sorghum) is the source of this 1370-nucleotide messenger RNA. RefSeq names its product probable diphthine methyl ester synthase. The record is from RefSeq and is a predicted model, not a curated record. Gene Ontology annotation, biological process: protein histidyl modification to diphthamide. NCBI's taxonomy places the organism in Eukaryota, Viridiplantae, Streptophyta, Magnoliopsida, Poales, Poaceae. Gene Ontology annotation, molecular function: diphthine synthase activity. The coding region runs from base 261 to 1082 and encodes 273 amino acids. The transcript has 6 exons.